Vitis vinifera (wine grape) is the source of this 2076-nucleotide messenger RNA. RefSeq lists its product as uncharacterized. Lineage: Eukaryota; Viridiplantae; Streptophyta; Magnoliopsida; Vitales; Vitaceae. The record is from RefSeq and is a predicted model, not a curated record. The transcript is spliced from 3 exons. Bases 608 to 1444 code for a protein of 278 amino acids.
CGGAUGGGUAUGUAACAGAGAUUGAAAAUGAUGUCGUCAUUAUUUCCGUUUGCCUUUUCCCUUUCCAUUCAACAAGGACCCAGCACCGGCAGCUGCGGCAGCACUGGGUUUUAUGGGAAUCAGAUCCCUCAGUAUUUUAUUUUACCCGGUUGAUUGAGUCAUUCAUUUCACCCCAUCUUUUUUUAUUGUAAUCAUCGCAGGCGCAAAGACUUCGAAUUCUAUGCUUCCAAAGUAAUUCAUAAUGUUCUAAGUUUUGUAAGUUCCUUUUCUUCCUCCCCUUCCCCCCCUUUCCGCCCAAUCAACAACUCAAAAAUCUCAGGCAGAAAGCGUGAUUCAAAGUUGCCUUUGUUUUCCCUCUCCUUUUUCGUUUGUGGGUUUUUUUUUUUUCUUUCUUUAAAUUUUUUGGAUGUAUUUCAUAUUAAGAAAAGUUGAUUUGUGUGUUUCCUUUGUUGACCGAGUUGGUCUUAGUCACAGAUAUUUUCACUUCCAUCCAUGGCUGCUGAUAUAUCUCCAAAUUCUUCUUGAUGCUGCGGAAGAUAUUGUUGAAAUAGGAAAAACUAGUUGGAGAGAUCAAUUGUUGCUCUGAUUUGAUUUUGAUUGAAGAGGGAUGGGUUCAUUCAUGGGGCAUGUUCUGCCAGGAACGCUGUUUCUAGCAGUGGGUUUGUGGCACAUAUGGAGCGCAGUGGUGAGAUUUGUGAUGAACCCAAAGGGGUUUCAGGUUCGGGUUUGGAACCCUGUGUCUGGUUUUGAUGGAAGGCUUAGAUACUUGGAGCUUUAUGUGGUGGCAAUCGGAGCUUUUAUUGAUAUGUGCAUAGAGCUUUUGUAUUCAACUCAUCUCCAGUUCUUUGUGAAUGGGGUCUUGAACCCAUCUCACAUGAAUGACUUUGAGCACUCUGGGAUGCUUCUCAUGUUCUUUAUUUUCGGGGUCGUCGCCUUGCUCUCUCAGCAAACCGGCUUAGUUCCCUUGCCAGAAGGAGCUCUCUGCUUGAUUGCUGCCACAGCGUUCUCUGCAGAGUAUUUCCUAUUCUAUUUCCAUUCAACAACCCAUAAAGGACUUGAGGGGUACUACCACCUUCUCCUUGUGAUCCUGAUCGGUCUAUGCAUUUUAUCCACUAUUUUUGGGGCCCUCAUGCCAACCAGCUUUCCAGUUGAUCUGUGUUGUGGCAUUGCUAUAGCCCUCCAAGGCCUCUGGUUUUAUCAGACUGCCUUCACUCUCUAUGGGCCUAUGAUGCCAGAAGGUUGCCGGCUUAAAGAAAAUAUGAUAUCAUGUCAUUCACCAGAAUAUCAAGUUCGGGGUGAGUUGCUGGCUAACUUCCAGCUAUUUAUCAUAGCAUUUGGUGUCCUUGUUGCAGUUGUAGGAUCAUAUGGGUUCGCUGCUUCAAGAUUUGGGCAUCCUGAUCUUAGGAGCUUGUGUGCAGCAGAGGAUGAACUAGAUCGAGAUUAAAGUGCGGAAAAAUAAGGAAAGAGAUCACUUCCCUUCAAGAUCAUGUAUGCGAGAGGGUUUGGAUGAGAUGAGUAAGGUUUAGGUUGAAUUCCAUUUGAAUUAAUACUAUAAACCCUUUUGCAAAUGGUUAAAAUUAAUCUCCACUAUAAUAAAUGGAGUUAGAUAGGUUUUUUUUGGAGAUUGAAGAAGUGUACUAGUGUUAAAGAAGAUGUUUCCUCCUGCUAGUGAUGAUGACUCGAGCAUUUUUCUGUUUCUACAGGUUUCUGAUACAUGUUGAGCAAGUGAUUCACAUUGAAGUUAACACAGAGGAUUUUUCUUUUCUUUUUCUUUUUGUCUAAGUAUUCAUUGCUGGGGAAGCAAGUAAUGUAGACCACAUUCUUAUGGACAUUACUUAUAUAAAUGCAAAUGUUAUGCAGGGAAUGGCUUUUCGACAUUAUUUACUUAUCCUUAGUUUGUAGAUCCUAGUUCUCUUUGCUUUUUCAGGCAAUUAUUACUUUUGAGAUGUAUUCGACCUUAAGGCCUGGUCUACUAUUACUCCAUUGAAGCUUUCGUUUUUAUUCUGAUUAGAAUUUAGUUUUGUUUUAUCAACAUGUUUCUCUUUCUCUUUACAUUAGUUUACCCUUAUUCCUCCA